Malassezia japonica is the source of this 1314-nucleotide messenger RNA. RefSeq names its product dihydrolipoyllysine-residue succinyltransferase (gene KGD2). Gene Ontology annotation, cellular component: oxoglutarate dehydrogenase complex; mitochondrion. Lineage: Eukaryota; Fungi; Basidiomycota; Malasseziomycetes; Malasseziales; Malasseziaceae. Gene Ontology annotation, molecular function: dihydrolipoyllysine-residue succinyltransferase activity. The coding region runs from base 1 to 1314 and encodes 437 amino acids. The transcript has a single exon. Gene Ontology annotation, biological process: tricarboxylic acid cycle. The record is from RefSeq and is a predicted model, not a curated record.
AUGCUCCCGCUGGCUUCUGCGCUGACUGCUCGUUUUGCUGCGCGUAGUGCGCCGACCUACUCGGCGGCACUGACCUUUGCGGCGCGCCGUAACUUCUCGGCCUCGCGCCGCAGCCUCGGUGUCGUCAAGGUGCCGCAGAUGGCCGAGUCGCUGACCGAGGGUACGCUGCAGAAGUGGAUCAAAAAGGUCGGCGACCACGUCAAGGCCGACGAGGAGAUUGCCACGAUCGAGACCGACAAGAUCGACGUUGCCGUCAACUCUCCCGAGGAGGGUGUGAUUGUCGAGGUGUACGCCGAGGAGGAGGACACGGUCGAGGUCGGCAAGGACCUCUUGAAGAUUGAGCCUGGCGAGGCCCCCAAGGACGACGGUAAGAAGGAGGAGAAGAAGGACGACAAGAAGGAAGAGAAGAAGGACGACAAGAAGGAAGAGAAGAAGGACGACAAGAAGGAGGAGAAGAAGGACGACAAGAAAGAGGAGAAGAAGGAGGAGCCCAAGGAGGAGAAGAAGGAGGAGAAGAAGCCCGAGCCCAAGAAGGAGACGAAGCCCGCUCCCAAAGAGGAGUCGAAGCCUUCGCAGUCGCAGUCUGCGCCCGCUCCCAAGGCUGGCGAGCGUGGCGAGCACCGCGUCAAGAUGAACCGCAUGCGCAAGCGCAUUGCCGAGCGCCUGAAGGAGUCGCAGAACACUGCCGCGUCGCUGACGACCUUUAAUGAAAUCGACAUGAGCUCGCUCAUGCAGUUCCGCGCGCGCAACAAGGACCGCGUCCUGAAGGAGACUGGCGUCAAGCUCGGUUUCAUGGGCGCCUUUGCCAAGGCCAGCGCCCUCGCACUCAAGGAGAUCCCUGCGGCGAACGCCAGCAUCGAGGGCGAGGGUCUCGGCGACACGAUCGUGUACCGCGACUAUGUCGACCUGAGCGUUGCCGUGUCGACCGACAAGGGUCUUGUCACCCCGGUCGUGCGCAACACGAACGACUUGAGCAUCCUCGAGAUCGAGCAGGAGAUCCACAACCUUGGCCUCAAGGCGCGUGACAACAAGCUCUCGCUCGAGGACAUGACCGGCGGCACCUUCACCAUCUCGAACGGUGGUGUGUUUGGCUCGCUCUUUGGUACUCCGAUCCUGAACCUGCCCGGCUCGGCCAUCCUCGGCAUGCACGCCAUCAAGGAGAAGCCCUGGGUGGUGAAUGGCAAGGUCGAGGUGCGCCCGAUCAUGGUCGUGGCGCUGACCUACGACCACCGCCUGCUGGACGGCCGCGAGGCCGUGACCUUCCUUGUGAAGCUCAAGCAGUACCUCGAGGACCUCCCUACGAUGCUCUUGUAG